This is a messenger RNA of Aspergillus heteromorphus CBS 117.55, 3546 nucleotides long. RefSeq names its product SAGA histone acetyltransferase complex subunit SPT7. The record is from RefSeq and is a predicted model, not a curated record. The transcript has 5 exons. Gene Ontology annotation, molecular function: structural molecule activity; protein heterodimerization activity. Gene Ontology annotation, cellular component: SAGA complex; SLIK (SAGA-like) complex. Gene Ontology annotation, biological process: regulation of transcription by RNA polymerase II. The coding region runs from base 1 to 3546 and encodes 1181 amino acids. Lineage: Eukaryota; Fungi; Ascomycota; Eurotiomycetes; Eurotiales; Aspergillaceae.
AUGUCGCUCGGACACCACCACGCCGGCCUCCCCCCCGGCCACCUGCGUCCUCCCGACGAUCUCCACGACGCGCGGUCCAUCAAUGGCUAUAGCAGGUUCCUGUCCGGCUCCCGAACCCCCCAGAUGCGCGCCUCGGCCGAUGCCGACGGAUCUCACGCGGGCGGUCUGAUAUCAGAUGCCGAUAUUGCAGGCGACGAGGACCCGCGCAUCCCCAUGUUCCGCGAACUGUACAAGCGCAGCGAGGCGCAGAUUAAUACCCUCUUUGCCAACCAGAAGUCCGCCGAGGACGCUCGCCGCGCGGCCGUCGCCGACUCCGAGGAGCCCCAGACAAAGACCCAACGCGCCGACGAACCCGCUCCGCCCCCGGCGCCCCCCAAAAAGCCCGCCAGGAAGCUGGACGAUGACGACUAUGACGAGUAUGACGACGAGGACGAGGACGAGGAGGCUCCCUCCCCUCCCAAGCCCAAGUCCCUCGGCCCGUCCCAGGAAGCCAGUAGCUUCCCGUCGCCCAGUCGCCCGUUCGGCUCCAUGUCGCAAGCGCCCGAUGCGCAACGCGAGACCAAGAAGGAGACGUUGGAGGACAUCCGCAAGAAACUAGAGGAAGACAAGAAGGCAACCGAAGAGGCCGCCCGAAGAAGCUUCCACACGCUCUUUUAUACACUAGAGAACGAUAGAGACGCCAUGCUGGACCAGCAGCGGCUAGAGGAGUCAGAGCGACAGGUCGAGGCGGAGAUGUCGGGCCAGGCGAACGCGGGCAACAAUGCGAACCCCAAUGCCACUGGCUAUGGAUCCCUGAGUAGCGCGAACCUGGGCGCCUCGAGCCUGACCCUGAAAAACCUGAUCGCAAGAAUCGACAUGAAGCGGACGAUGGUCCAGGCGUCCGAUGCCGAGCUUCGCAGUUUGAUGAGCGAGGUCCGCAAGAACCGGAGUAAAUGGGCCAGCGAGGACAAGAUCGGCCAGGAGGAGCUUUAUGAAGCUGCGGAGAAGGUGCUCAGUGAGCUCAAGGCAAUGACCGAGCAUUCCACUGCGUUUUUGACUCGAGUCAACAAGCGCGACGCGCCCGAUUACUAUACAAUCAUCAAGCAUCCCAUGGACCUCGGAACCAUGACCAAGAAGCUCAAGGCGCUGCAGUACAAGUCGAAGCAGGAAUUCGUCGAUGACAUCAACCUCAUCUGGUCCAAUUGUUUCAAGUACAACACCAACCCGGAGCACUUUCUGCGCAAGCAUGCCUUGUACAUGAAGAAAGAGACGGAGAAACUCGUCCCCCUCAUUCCGGAAAUCGUCAUCCGGGACCGCGCGGAAGUCGAGGCGGAGGAGCGAAGACUGCAGAUGGCGGAACUCGACGGCGCGGAAGAGAGUGACGAUGAGCCGAUCAUGUCGUCCCGAGGCCGAAAAGCCCCGGGCAAAUCGUCCUCGAAGAAGGGGACCGCCCCCGUGCGCAACACCCCAAGUGGGUCUGAGCCUCCAGCUCCGGGAGGUCAGAGCCAGGCCUCCCAGCCUCCAGGCCCCGUGCGCUCCGACUCGGAUGCUGCUCUGGAGGGGACUCAGAACGGGUUCGCAACGCCGCCUCCGGGCACGCAAACCCCAUCCGACCCGGCUGGCGUCGGCGUCGGCGCGGGCCUGCCAGGAAGUCAAGGGGACGCGAUGGAAAUUGACGGGUUAAUAACACCGAGCACUGCACUGAGUGCGUUGCCUGCGUCCGGGGUGGAAUUCGAAGACCCCGAGUACAAGGUCUGGAAGCAAGUCACCAAGAAGGAUCGCGCUGUCAUUGCUGCGGAGAGGCACCGUCUCUUCAAAGGCGACAAGCUCAACUCAGACGAGCCCGCCUUGCUGCGGACCAAGGCCGGCAUGCGGCGGUGGAUCAGGAACCAGCAGCAGGGCAAUGCCGAAGGCGACAAGACGCGUGAGCUGACGGCACAAGGCAUGGGUCCGGGCACGGCUGGUGCGACCCUGGCGGAGGGGAUCGAGGUGGACGAGGAUCGAGUGAUCCCCGACUACUACGAUGUCAUGUCGGCGGUGCCCGACCUGCCUGCCCAGCUGUUCUGGAAGGAAGACUCGGACGGCAACAUUGUGGAUGCCUCGGAAGAGUUUCUGAGAAUCCUCCCCAAGGGCUCAUUCACUCAGCCUGAUAGCAAACUGGCGCGGAAGAUGGAUGCCAACAUGCGGCAAAUGCAGGAGACCCGGAAAGUGUGCUCCAAGGUCGGCAUUGUCAAGCAGAUGCAGCUGCAGUCCCAGAUGUACCAGAAUCAGUUCCAGAAAUACCAGCCGGAGCCGUUUGUCGAGCUGGACGUGCCAGCCCAUGUGAUGAACGACGGGGGUCCUGUCAUCGCUCCCUGGGUCUGCCGGGCGGCCUUGCAGCGAUCCGUGGCGAAGAUCUUCUACCACACCGGCUUUGAAGAGUAUCAGCCGUCGGCGCUGGAGGCAGUCACGGACGUGGCCUCGGACUUCUUCCAGAAGAUCGGCGAGACCUUGAAGUCAUACAUGGAGAUCCCCAAAGUCCCCGCCACCGAGACGGCGGUCGAAGCUACAACUGCGCCGCAGUGGAAGCGGGCCUAUACGGAGCCGGAAAUCGUUCUGCACACCCUCGCGUCCGUGGGUAUCGACGUCGAGGGGCUGGAAUCCUACAUCAAAGACGACGUGGAGCGGCUGGGCACGAAGCUGUCCACCGUCCACGACCGUCUGCGGUCGUUGCUUUCCGAGCUCCUGCGACCAGCCCUCGCCGACGGCGGCGAGGACGGGUCCAGCGCCUUCCACGACGGCAGCGAGCAGUUUGUCGGGGGCGAUUUCGCCGAGGACAUCGACGAGGACUUCUUCGGGUUCAAGGAGCUGGGGCUGGACCGCGAGUUUGGCCUGGCGACCCUCAGCGUGCCGCUCCAUCUCCUGCAGAACCGCAUGUACAACGCCGCCCAGGCCCAGAACACCAGCGCUGCACAGACCGUCACUCUCUUCUCCCCGCCCGCUCCAUACCCGCGCAUCUCCGCCGAGACUCUCCCGUCGCAGAUCGGCCUGGUCCAAGGCUUCUUCCACUCGAAGCUCCAGGCAAACAACAACGAGCCCCUGGUGGAAGACCUCGAGCUGCCGCCGAAGCAACGCCCCAUGGCCACCCGGCCUCGUCUGCCCGCGUCCGGCAAGAUCCCGCCCCCCUCGGCGCCCUCUGGCCCGACCACCAGCCCGCAGAAGCGACCCAUGCCUGCCUCCGCGUCCGCCCCACAAGCGGGCAAGUCCGGCGGCGAGCCCAGCAAGAAGAAGCUCAAGAAGAACAGCGGCGUCGCCCAGGGCGCGGACGGCGAGGACGCGGCGGAUGGCACGAAGGCCCCCCCAACCCGAAGGCCACCGCGGCCACCACUACGGCUGCCGACCCCUCAGCCGGCACGACCGGCGACGCGAGCAUCAAAGUCGAAGGCGAAGGCGAGGGCGAGGGCGCGGCGGCGGACAGCAGCGCGGCUGCAGAGGCCUCCAAAAGUAACGACAGCGCCGCGGCCCUCCCGAACGGGAUGGCGGACGAAGCGUGAUGAUGUCCGGUGGGACCUGGUACUGGGUCGGUGA